UGGAAGAAGAAAUAUGCCUCCAUCUGAAAAAGAACUUUGAAACAAUUUUCUUCUUCAUUGUUCCCAUUCCAUUUCUUUAGCAUUUGAUGCCAAGAUCUAAUCUUUUCAGAAGGAGAGCCUACUCAGGAUUAUGAUUCCAAGCAUUGAAGGCAAAUGUACAUCCUCGAGGAUAGGACUCCUAGCUUCCGUACAAUUAUUGCUAGAACAAGUUGGAGAACUGAAGAAAUUCUGGAUGACAUGAAAAAAUGUCGCCACGGUGUUCAGAUUAUCCAGCACCAUGAUUUUUUCCAAGAUGAUUGUCUUGGGGAAUACUUGCUUCUUUUUCCUAAAUUGUUGACGGAGGGUGCGGCAGUUCGACCUGAGCAAAGUACAAGUCAAUUUAUUUCCAGCAACAGUGCCAACGCAGAAAAUUUAAGCAGCACAAGUAGGCCAAGGUUGUUUGAAAAUGAGGACAGGCUUCAUGGAGCUGUGCUGCUUGCAAGGGCUAGGCUUCUGGAGUGUUUGAGAGGGGUGCCUCUUUCUGCAAACAGAAUCUUCGUACGCGUGAGAGUGAAAUGUGAUGGAACAAACUUUAACUUGUUGGAAGGAAAGCUGAAACUGCGUGGGACCCUUGGUUGGGAAGAUUGCACCACAAAAACUUCGAGGAAGAGGGAUUUCUUACUUUCUAGUGCUUUUGCCUUUUUUUUGGAAGCAUAUUCAAACUGCUUUUUUUCUUUUUCUAUGGAAUAA
Messenger RNA from Quercus lobata, 729 nucleotides. RefSeq lists its product as uncharacterized. Bases 154 to 729 code for a protein of 191 amino acids. The record is from RefSeq and is a predicted model, not a curated record. NCBI's taxonomy places the organism in Eukaryota, Viridiplantae, Streptophyta, Magnoliopsida, Fagales, Fagaceae. The transcript has 6 exons.